AUGCAUCGGAAAACACACCAAAGUCGAUUGUUUGGGAAACCUCUUCUGGAGCUUCCAAAGAUUGUCGAAAAUACUGUUGCAGUUGAAUUUUGUCCAGCCGAAGCAUACAUCCAUCAAGAACUUCGGGACUACUUCAUUGAAAAGGUCAACGACCUCGUCAACAACUGCGAAAAGCAGAAACUCUGCAUCCUUGAACUGAUCCUUAAAUUUCGCAUGUUUGUUAGCCACCUCCUUGUGGCUCAAAACUUUAUCGAGAUGAUUCUCAAUGGCCGCAUCAUGAAUCAUCUGAAGAAGUUAGCGAACGAAGAUGCCGAAUGUCACGCUCCAUCUGCUACGAUCGCGCGGCUUCUCGUGAGCGUGGUUGAAGAGCCUACCGUCCAUGUGACUCUGCCAUCCGACGAUGCCCAAAACGAGCAUGCACGAUCUAGACCCAGGGAGAACCUCAGUCUGGUGGAAGAGUCCAAUGCUUUGAUGAGCAGCCUUUUUUUAAAAGCGAACUAUAUGGAAAUACUACAACGGAAGAAUUGUGCGAUGUGCCACAACCCUCCGCUCUACUUUUUCACCACCUCCUGCCAUCAUCGAUAUUGCGAAAGAUGCUUUGACAGUCUUGCAGAUGAACACGGAAAUUUUAACGCGACAAACCGACAAUGCCUUGCAUACGAAAAGUCAAUUGAGAGCGUUGUUUUCUGUUAUGAUUACUGCGAAUCAAACAGAUCUUCGCCGGAGAGAAAAUCUGCGAAGGCGUCACCCAGCAAAAAGCGUUCAAAUGUGGACACCAAAUCUUCCAAGCAAGAGCUCAGGAGCAAGAAGCAACGAACGGAGAAUCGGAAAACCAAUGACCAAUACACCAAGUGGAUGGGUUCUCCACAGCCCUCGGGAGAAACGAGAGGGCCUCAAGGUGCCCCUACUUGGGCCCAAAUUGAGGUGGAGCCUGAACCUGAGCCCAAAAUCAAUUGGGUCGCGAAGAUUGGUAGUUUGACUCCAGGAGCCAAGCACACCGCGGUUCGCAAGCAAAUUGGAACGUGGCUCACCGAAGACGAACACGUAAAGAUUGUAGUCUUUGCGGAGUUCCUAGGCUCUAUCAAAUUGCUCCAGGACAUGUGUAUCACAAACAACUGGAAGUUCACAACGAUCACCGGCAGACACUCUACCACGGCCCGUGAAGUCGAGGUAGAGAAAUUUCGAAAUGACCCAAAGAUGCAUGUUCUGAUCGCCACCAUGAAAACGGGGGGAAUCGGUCUAAAUCUAACCAUGGCAAACAAGUGCAUCAUUUGUGACCAGUGGUGGAACGCCGCGAUGGAGCAACAAGCAUAUUGCCGUCUUCAUCGAAUUGGACAAUUGCGUGAUGUCGAGUAUGUGAAGAUCGUGGUGACAGACACGAUCGACGAGUGGAUACUUCGACUGCAGCAGAAGAAGACCAACGAGAUCAAUCAUUACGUCGGCGGAUCGCAACUUUCGGACCAUGAGAUGCUGAAGGAAUUGCUGUCGGUGUUCGGAGAUGUCAGCGAACGUGAGGGAGGCGGUUUAUGGAUCACAUGCAAGGGGCCAAAUCCUUCCCGAAGACAAGGAAAGAUGCCUUCAAGUUCAUAA
Molecule: messenger RNA, 1590 nt
Organism: Penicillium salamii
Lineage: Eukaryota; Fungi; Ascomycota; Eurotiomycetes; Eurotiales; Aspergillaceae
Source: the annotation of a GenBank genome assembly